This is a messenger RNA of Zingiber officinale, 763 nucleotides long. RefSeq names its product phosphoserine phosphatase, chloroplastic. NCBI's taxonomy places the organism in Eukaryota, Viridiplantae, Streptophyta, Magnoliopsida, Zingiberales, Zingiberaceae. Gene Ontology annotation, cellular component: cytoplasm. The coding region runs from base 1 to 684 and encodes 227 amino acids. The transcript has 7 exons. The record is from RefSeq and is a predicted model, not a curated record. Gene Ontology annotation, biological process: dephosphorylation; L-serine biosynthetic process. Gene Ontology annotation, molecular function: L-phosphoserine phosphatase activity; magnesium ion binding.
AUGCUAUACCUUCUGAAGGUGCUCAAAAUCUGGCAUAGCGCUGGUGCUGUAUGCUUUGAUGUGGACAGCACUGUUUGCUUGGAUGAGGGUAUUAAUGAACUUGCUGACUUCUGUGGUGCUGGCAAAGCUGUUGCAGAGUGGACUACACGGGCUAUGAAUGGCUCAGUACCAUUUGAGGAAGCUCUUGCUGCUAGACUUUCUUUAUUCGACCCUUCAUUGAAGCAAGUCCAAGAUUUCCUGGAGAAGAGACCUCCAAGAAUUUCACCUGGCAUUGCUGAAUUGAUCAAGAAGCUGAUGGGCAAAGGCAUUGAUGUGUAUCUUAUAUCAGGAGGAUUCCGUCAAAUGAUCAAUCCUGUAGCAUUGCAGCUUGGAAUACCUCUUGAGAACGUCUUUGCAAAUCAGUUACUCUUUGGAAAUUCUGGUGAGUUUGCUGGAUUUGAUGUUGGAGAGCCUACUUCGAGAAGUGGCGGAAAAGCAACAGCUGUACAACAGAUACGAAAGGUGCAAGAUUACAGAUCAUUGGUUAUGAUUGGAGAUGGUGCCACUGAUCUUGAGGCACGGGGGCCUGGUGGCGCCGACUUAUUCAUAUGCUAUGCCGGUGUUCAGUUGCGAGAAACAGUUGCAGCAAAAUCUAACUGGCUCGUCUUCGACUUUGAAGAACUACUAUCCUAUCUCACAGUAUAAUCUUGUUGUGCCACUGUUUUUUCUUCUUCUUUCACAUUCUUGUUUGGGAGAUGUUUCAUUUCAUUCGAGUUUUGUUUCU